Poeciliopsis prolifica (blackstripe livebearer) is the source of this 1851-nucleotide messenger RNA. RefSeq lists its product as uncharacterized. Bases 146 to 1528 code for a protein of 460 amino acids. Gene Ontology annotation, cellular component: AMPA glutamate receptor complex; postsynaptic membrane; dendritic spine. Gene Ontology annotation, molecular function: transmitter-gated monoatomic ion channel activity involved in regulation of postsynaptic membrane potential; AMPA glutamate receptor activity. Gene Ontology annotation, biological process: monoatomic ion transport; synaptic transmission, glutamatergic; modulation of chemical synaptic transmission. NCBI's taxonomy places the organism in Eukaryota, Metazoa, Chordata, Actinopteri, Cyprinodontiformes, Poeciliidae. The transcript has 10 exons. The record is from RefSeq and is a predicted model, not a curated record.
CCUCUUUGGACCCACCAUAUAAACCCCCAAACUGCUCUCUGCUGCGCCCAGUUCCUCCCACACGCCUCGGACAGGACCUGGAAUUUCUCCUCGUACAGAACUCUCACUUUUCAUCAUCUCUGGCAGAAAUUAGCUCUGUGGAAACAUGAGAGCGGUUUUGGCUUUGGUUUGUGUGAGCGCCCUGACUGCGUGGAGCCAUACUGCAGAUGCCAAGGAGUUAUCCAUCACCACUAUAAAGGAUGACCCAUACGCCAUGAGCAGAGGCUCCCAGUUGGAGGGCUUCUGCAUUGACCUGAUCUCAGAGCUGUCCAAGAAGCUGGGCUUCAAGUACAACGUCCGCCCAGUGAAGGACGGCAGGUAUGGAGCCAUGGACUCAUCUGGGAACUGGAACGGCAUGAUUGGAGAAAUAAUCAGAGGGGAGGCUGAUCUGGCCGUGGCCCCGCUGACCGUCACUGCCGUCAGAGAGCAUUUCGUGGACAUGACCACGCCCUUCAUCCAAACUGGACUCAGCUUCAUCAUGCGUAAAAGCGCUGACUCUGAGGACCACUCCUUCAGCCUGCUGUCCCCGUUCUCCACAGAGAUGUGGGUCGGUGUUCUCAUUGCUUUCCUGCUAACAGGACUCUGUGUGUUCUUGGUGGGCAGAAUCAGCCCCAUGGAAUGGGCCGACCCAGAAGCAGACGAGCACAGUUUUACUCUCCUGCACAGUUUCUGGUACAUCACAGGAGCGCUGACCCUGCAAGGUGCCGGCCCUCACCCUAAAGCUCUGUCUGGGCGGGUUGUUGGCGCCAUCUGGUGGAUAUUUGCAGUGCUGCUGCUCGCCUGCUACUUUGUCAACUUCAACUCGGUGCUGCACAACAAGACCAGGCACACCUCCAUCACCAGCUUCGAGGAGCUGGCCAACCAGAACGUGAUCGACUACGGAACAGUGGAGAACGGCUCCACCAUGCUCUUCUUCAAGAAUUCCAUCAACCCCGUCUACCGCCGCAUCCAUCAGCACAUGGAGCGCAAAAAGAGCUACGUGUCCAGCAUGCAGGAGGGGGUUCGCCUGGCUCAGGAGGGACGCUUCGCCUUCAUCGGGGAAGCUGUGUCCCUGGACUUGGCCGUGGCUCGGUACUGUAAGAUAACCCGGGCCCAAGAGGUCAUCUCCAUGAGGUCAUACAGCAUCGCUGCGCCUCGGGGUUCUCCGCUGGUGAAGAACUUGACCAUCGCCAUCCUCCAGCUCAGUGAGUCGGGGGAGCUAACACACCUGCGGGAGAAGUGGUGGGCCAGCAGCUGCCUGGGCUCUGAUGAGACGCACGCGUCGGAUGCGCUGAAGCCCUACGACCUGCGCGGCCUCUUCCUGCUGCUUGGACUGGGCCUGGGCGUGGGGCUGCUGCUGGCCGUUCUCGAGCUCCUGUCCAGGGCCCGCAGCCGAGCCAAAGAUGGCAAGAAAUCCUGCUGCUCGGUGCUGUCAUCUGAGCUUCACCAGCGUUUCGGGAGCGGAGGAGAGGGAGCAGAGCAGGAGAGCUCCGAUAAGAGCAAAGCAUGAAGCAAAUGUUCAUGCUGGCUGAAAUAAAAGCAUUGCAGACUGGAAGAAGCUGACUGUUCCUGUUAGCUCUGGUCCUCUGUAGUAACACUCAUACAUGUUUUUACUUAAUGUGUUUUGUAUUUUUGUAGGACACCCUGAGAUCAAUAUAAUGAGGCAACCUGAGGAAGACACUUGCUCUGAGUACUAAGCUCUCUGGGUUACUUUUUGUUUGUUUUUUUUAGUUUACACUUCAGUUCUUCUCUGCUAACACACCGAGGCUCAGUGUUUCAUAUUAACACUGUUGUUUUCCCUCUGACUGUUCAAAUAAACUUUCCAACAUUCCA